CUUCCCUUACUCUUCACUCAAUUUCACCUCUUAGAUUCAAUUCAUUAGAUUCAAUUCACAUAAACUACUACUAAAACUACUCGUACACAAAUGAUGAAAUCAUCAUCAUCACUUGAUGAGUCUAAUUACCUUUCAUACUCAACCUCAUCAUCAGAAGCAAGUUGCUCCGAAGAAUUCUUGUUAGCUUCGGAGCAACCAAAGAAGAAAGCGGGGAGACGAAAAUUUAAGGAAACAAGACAUCCAGUAUAUAGAGGAAUACGAAGAAGAAACAAUAACAAAUGGGUUUGUGAAGUUCGUGUUCCUAACGAUAAAUCCACUAGGAUUUGGUUAGGAACAUAUCCAACACCUGAAAUGGCGGCACGUGCACAUGAUGUUGCUGCUUUGGCACUUCGUGGUAAAUCAGCUUGUCUUAACUUUGCUGACUCGGCUUGGCGGUUGACGUUGCCGGUGUCUACUGAUCCGAAGGAGAUUAGGAAAAUGGCGGCCGAAGCUGCUUUGGCAUUUGCUGUUGAAGAUGGUAACACUAACACAGAACAACUUGUAAUUACUGAUUGUGAUGUAACUGAUGUUAAUAGCAUUGGCGUUUUGGAAGAUGAUGAUAAAAUUUUGCAGGGACUGUGUGUGGAAGUUCCGGAGCUGGAGCAGGACAAGUUGCAUGAUUGGAUUCGGAAUAUGGCGGAUGAGCCUUUACAAUCUCCGGCGUGUUCAUUUAUAAGAUCAUAUGGUAGAGAUCACUGGAAUAAUGUUGAUGUUGAUGUUGAAGAAGUGUCCUUGUGGAGCUUUACCAUCUAAUUGUACUUCUUUGGAGUUUGUAAUUCUUUUUUUACUCAAAUAAAAAGAUAUUCAUUCUUUUAAA
This is a messenger RNA of Trifolium pratense (red clover), 856 nucleotides long. RefSeq names its product dehydration-responsive element-binding protein 1D-like. Bases 91 to 792 code for a protein of 233 amino acids. The record is from RefSeq and is a predicted model, not a curated record. The transcript has a single exon. Gene Ontology annotation, biological process: regulation of DNA-templated transcription. Lineage: Eukaryota; Viridiplantae; Streptophyta; Magnoliopsida; Fabales; Fabaceae. Gene Ontology annotation, molecular function: DNA binding; DNA-binding transcription factor activity.